Messenger RNA from Pseudomassariella vexata, 1815 nucleotides. RefSeq lists its product as uncharacterized. Gene Ontology annotation, biological process: regulation of DNA-templated transcription. Lineage: Eukaryota; Fungi; Ascomycota; Sordariomycetes; Amphisphaeriales; Pseudomassariaceae. Gene Ontology annotation, molecular function: zinc ion binding; DNA-binding transcription factor activity, RNA polymerase II-specific. Bases 1 to 1815 code for a protein of 604 amino acids. The transcript has 3 exons. The record is from RefSeq and is a predicted model, not a curated record.
AUGCAAGUCUUAAUCCAUCGUAGUAGCCAGACGUACGUUCCACUCGGCCAGCGCCGAGGCACAUCCGACCUGGCGCGCUUCGCUCUCGACCUGACUUGGGCCAGAGCAGAGACGGAGAGUGCGGCCGGCACAACGGCCUAUCCCUCUCCGCCCAUGUCAGGGUCUCCACCGCUCCCACCCAAGCAAAAUCAAGAGGCCGGUGAUCGAGGGCAAGGGAGCUUCCAAGCAUCUAGCCACGAUGCAUACCGCGCUGGCUCGAUUUUGCAGGGAGGUGAUCUUCGAGCACAACCGGGAGCGCCGCCUCUCCCAGCACCACUACCACCCCGAUCUGCUGGUAGAGGUGUGCGACCGUUCCAGCUAGAAGCUGCAGAACAAACGGGAUACCCGUAUCGCCGUCCUGAAGAGGCUAUGGGCCGGCCGAUGUCAUACGCACUUGGCCAGAUGAGUUCUCAACCGCAUUACCCCCUCCCUCCAGUCGAAGGGCCUGUUCCCGGCGCCUCCCCGUACUCGUUGCCCGCCCGGCCGCAGACCUCGGAGAGUUCUCCCUACACCUCUCCCAAGUCGCAGAGGAAGACCAAAGGUCAUGUUGCAUCGGCCUGCGUGCCCUGCAAGAAAGCGCACUUGAGAUGUGAUGCCCAAAGACCAUGCUCAAGGUGCUUGAGCAAUGGCAAAGAAGAUGCAUGCGUCGACGUGCAGCACAAGAAACGCGGCCGUCCCCGAUUACGCGACGACAGAGAGACGAGAUUCGAGAACCAUCCUCGAUUUCAACACCCAGACCCCACGAGACGACCGGUUUCUUUAUAUGCCCCCGUUAGCGCCCCUGCAAUCCCGUUCGACGAUCCAUUGCGCAGGACACAAUCGUAUCGAAUACUCAAAUCGCAGCCGCCCGACCCUAUUGCUCCAAGAUAUCUGGAGCGUGGGUCUGCUGGCGAGGCCAACAUUUACCCACCGCCAUUGUCUAUACCUACAAGAGCUCUGGAGCCCGUGGCUUUCCUGACGGUAGACCUGGAGGUUACGAGAGUUUCAAACACUUUUGUUGAGGCCAUUGGCGCUGGUACGGCGCAGACGAUAGAGCGACGUAAACUGGUCGAGCUGAUCAGUCCCAACGACCGGGAAAGAGUGAUGGGGCUGCAGCGGUCGCUCCAAGAUGAACAGGCUAGGAAAGAACCGAAUUAUCUACCACCCAUCUUUGGGAGAGAGGAGGCCAACAGGGUGAUUCAAGCUCUGCCGUUUGAUCCGGAGUCGAUCUCCAGGUUUCCCCUCGACCGGCAAGAAUUCUUGACAUUCAUCUCGUUCGAGGGGCAGUUCAGGCCAUAUUCCAUCCGUACUGGUCUUGCAAAGGAGGAUUCGAUCUACUUUGUGGUCAUGGUCCUGCAACCAAGGCCAUUCCCACACCCCACGCCUUCGCCCCACGCGAGGGAAGUGCCCUACUCAUACCAACCUCAACCCUACACGCAACUAACUCCAGUCUCGGCAUCCUUUGAUCCAAGUCGGCAACGAUUUGGGGAUCCUCGAGAUCAUAGGGAAGGGGCCUUCACACCGCGCCAACCGCCCACUCCGGCGCAGCUGAUGGCAGGAUUGAGUCCCGGUGUAAGCCCUAGCAUGCCGGGCUCCUCGCCCACGUCGACGACCCGAGCCGAACACCCAUCGGGGCCGUCAUACCACAUUCCGAGAAGCGAGUUGCCGGGACAAAGACCCCCUCAGCAGCCAUUUCAACUUCCGCCGAUUCGCAGUCAAGGGCAGCCCGAUCUUCGAGCAGGUCGUGUCGACAUUGGCGGUCUGAUCGAUAAGCCUGACACACGGCGAGGACCAUGA